AGCUACUAUUGGAUGGAGGCAUCGAUGAGACCGAGUCCACCAUGCUUCUUGGUCGCGCGAGCGGACACUUGAGCUGGCUGUACUACUCUGUGUGCACACAUCUGACACACCUGGAUUCCAGCGAAAUGUCUCGCAGCUCAAGGCGUAUUAUGGGAUCCCAAGGCUCGCAGCCAAGUCGCAGCUGCGACAGACGAUCCUAGGUAUCAAUCUAUUGUUUUUGAUUGUCGAGAACAGACUAGCAGAAUUCCAUUCUGAGCUGGAACUGAUGGCGCCAGUUGAUCUACAAUGCCGAGAGGUAGCAUUUCCAACAUCGCUAGAGCAGUUUCUUAUGGUGGGAACAUACAACCAGGCCGAUAGCCUUGUUUUGGCGGCCAAGGCCAAUAUGCCGGCACCGACACACUUCUCAUUUUUUAUGGAGAUGCUCUUGGUGACCGUACGGGAUACGAUCGCUGAGUGUGCAGAAUCUGCUUACGAGUCUCUCGAUUGCCGCACCGCUUGCGAAAUGAUGAUGUUCGACUCUCAAGAUGAGCUUGUACGCUUCAUCGCCAAAUUACACUCAGAUUGGGCCAUCACCGAUGGUCGCAUUUUCUUUAACUCAAACGUCCAGAUGAGGUCCCAGCAGAUCCCUGGUGUUCGUCUCAUUUCAGAGAAUUUGAUAUAUGCAACGGAGCUGGAGCGUAUUGUAUGAGAAAACAUGAGCGUAUCAUACGAGAAAAUAUCGUGUAUCAUGCAACGCAUCCUAUGAUGCGAGCCGUAAGCAGGGUCCUCUCAUGGGACACGUGAUGGGAUCGAGGUGUCAAGUUUACACGACAACCCCAACAUCCCUGGUCGAAUGGUAUCUGAGCUUGCCUAAGGGCCAAAAAUGGCCCACAGCGAACUCACCGGCGGAAAAUCUGACCGCCGCCCUGGACAUGAAACCCAAUGGAACCCAGCUCACGACUUGGCGCCCCCCUGGGCAGCGCGCCCAGGUGUGCAGCUCAGGUACCUUGUGCCUGGACGCGGGUGUUGGCAGUUCCCGUUACCCCCCCCCCCCCCCCCAGGCCGGCUUAAGUGCCCUCGCUAAGUCCCCUCUGCCCUCCGCACCUUAGGUUGCGGUUUACUGCAAACUUUUGCCGGUCCAGGGGCGAGUUUUUUACGAGCUUUCGAGUUUG
Aureococcus anophagefferens is the source of this 1151-nucleotide messenger RNA. RefSeq lists its product as hypothetical. Gene Ontology annotation, cellular component: proteasome regulatory particle; nucleus; proteasome regulatory particle, lid subcomplex. The record is from RefSeq and is a predicted model, not a curated record. The coding region runs from base 266 to 688 and encodes 140 amino acids. Gene Ontology annotation, biological process: proteasome-mediated ubiquitin-dependent protein catabolic process. Lineage: Eukaryota; Pelagophyceae; Pelagomonadales; Pelagomonadaceae. The transcript has 5 exons.